This is a messenger RNA of Rotaria sp. Silwood2, 690 nucleotides long. The record is from the annotation of a GenBank genome assembly. NCBI's taxonomy places the organism in Eukaryota, Metazoa, Rotifera, Eurotatoria, Philodinida, Philodinidae.
AUGUCACUACUCGAUCGUUUACCGAACGAAAUCAUAAUAUGUAUCUUUGCUUAUUUAAAACCAGAGGAUAAAUUUCACUCAUUUUUUGAUUACAAUGAGCGUCUACGAAAAUUAGUGAAACGUUAUACUACCUACAGUCGUCUUGAACUUGAAAAAGAUAUUAACAGAUUUUCAACGUUGCAUAGUUGGUACAAACAUUUGGACUACAUUGCUGAUGGUGAAGCAUUUUAUAUAAUACCAUUGAUAGGUGAACAACCACGAUACAGCUUUGAUCCACGUAUUUCUGACUAUAUCGGUAUUCAUUGGCAUUUUUGGGCACAGGAUACUGUGCCAAUAGCUGAUGAAAGAAUACAACGAAUUAUUCAAAAAUACCCAAUUAAGCUUAAUCCGUCCUUUUAUCCUUUUGCUUCUUAUGCAGGAUUACUGACACCUGGAUUCAAGGAUUUCAUUUCUCGACAUUAUCCAUGUCAGUUUGAUAUAUUGAAAACUAAAUUAUUUAAUCGAUCUUGCACAACCGAUCAAGAAAUGCUUGAAAUUAAUACUGAUGAUGUCAAGAAUGAAUUGAAAUAUAUCUUUGACAAUGAGCCAAAGCGUUUAAAAGGCACGAUAUUGGAAGCAGCGGAAUGCAUUUGGAAAGAAUUACAGCAAUUAGAAGAUGUAAAUAUACUUAAGAUGGAAUGCAAUCAAUAA